Molecule: messenger RNA, 900 nt
Organism: Exaiptasia diaphana
Lineage: Eukaryota; Metazoa; Cnidaria; Anthozoa; Actiniaria; Aiptasiidae
Product: probable serine/threonine-protein kinase DDB_G0271538
Exons: 3
Coding region: 1-900 (299 amino acids)
Biological process (GO): protein phosphorylation
Molecular function (GO): protein kinase activity; ATP binding
Source: RefSeq, a predicted model, not a curated record
AUGGUUAAGAGACUAGAAGAACAAAGACGCGAUAUAACCAAGAAGUUGGAAAUUACGACUAAGCAUGCCAACAGCAACAAGAGGAAAGCUGUACAUUUCUGGAAGCUAUGGCGGCAACAGCAAGCUCCACAGAAUAAAAUACGCAGAGAGCCACGUCAAAUUGAAAGGGACAAUUUAAAGAAAUGCAGAUCCACAGAUGAAUUGAUUGGAGAAGGAAGGUUCGGAUGCUGUAAAAAAAUGAUGUAUAGAGGGAGAGUAGUUGCUGUGAAGCAUUUCAAGGACUGCUCAGAUAAGGCUGUUCACAAUGAAGCAGCAACUAUCAGCGAAUUGGAUCAUCCAGGAUUGCCUUUUAUCUUUGGUGUUUGUACAAAACAGCAACCAUUUCUUCUAGUAAUGGAGUAUUAUGGUAUCAAUGGUACUUCAGUGACUAUUGCACGCGCACUCAAAGGAAAAAUGCUGUUUGGCCAACCCGAAUGGACAGACGUGGUACUACAGUGCUCAAAAGCAAUUGCAUACUUACACAGUAAGGGUAAGAUCCAUUGUGAUUUAAAGGCUGAUAACAUUGUUUUGCAAGAUUCUGAUGGCGUAACUCGUCCUGUGAUCAUUGACUUUGGUAAAGUAAAAGAUAUAACUACUGCUAAAACAAAAAAGCUCUCUCUGGUCGAUCAAGAGUUUUAUCGCAAAAGACAUAAACACAUAGCACCAGAAAUAGUAAGGGGUACACACCCUCCCUCUACAGCUAGUGAUGUAUAUGCCUUUGGGUUAAUUAUUUCAUUAAUUUGUCAUUAUUACAAAUUUGAAAACCUCAGACGUAUAGCAGUUCAAUGCAUCCACGGCACACCAGAGAAAAGGCCAAGCAUGGACGCUAUUAUUACCACACUUGAUAACAACAGUGUUUAA